AUGGCAAGAAUAUGUUGUGCAGAACUAAGAUUUCCACUUCAAAUAGUAUCAAGAUUAUAUCUUUAAGUGGAGUUGUAGUCUUUAGCUUGAUGUAAAAUAAAUUAGUUUCUCUUAGCCCUGAAUGUUUUGAUAUAUACAGUACUUUAUUAGUGUUGCUGACCUACCUCUCUUUAAAUAUCUCAAUUGACAUUCAUCUUCUUAUUCAAAAGAUGAUGAUCAUGCCAAAUGUUGCACCUACUACUAUCUUCCAUAGAUUCCUAAAACACUAAUUCCUGGAAGAAUCCAUGGCCAGUUUUAAUUUUAUAGGUCUAACUGUUAUCUUGAUAAUCAUUAUUCUGGGCAUGCUGGGGAAGGGAGAUGAUGAGGUCGAAAAUGGAGCUUUAUUUAUUUUCGGUGAUUCUUUAGUGGAUGCAGGUAACAAUAACUAUUUGUCAACAUUGUCUAAGGCUAAUGUCAUACCAAAUGGUAUUGAUUUUAAAGCUUCCGGGGGAGCUCCCACAGGCCGGUUUACUAAUGGAAGAACAAUUGGAGACAUUAUUGGGGAAGAACUAGGGCAUCGAUACUAUCCUGUGCCAUUUCUGGCUCCGAAUUCUCAAAGCAGAGGUCCAUUGCAUGGAGUAAAUUAUGCAUCAGGAGGCGGUGGAAUUUUGAAUGCCACUGGAACUAUAUUUAUUAAAAGGCUUUCGAUGGAUACACAAAUUGACUAUUUCGAUAUUACCAGGAAGCUUAUUGAUGAAUUGUUGGGUACAACUGAAGCUAGACAGUUCAUUACAAAGAAAUCUAUAUUUCCAAUUAUAGUUGGUUCAAACGAUUUUCUCAACAAUUAUCUGCUUCCGUUCUUCUCUAUUCAUGAAAGAAUGACAAUAAGCCCGGAUGCUUUCAUAGCUGAUCUUAUUAAAACUUUGAAACAACAACUCAAUAGACUUUACAAGUUAGAUGCAAGAAAGUUUAUAAUCGGAAAUGUUGGGCCAAUAGGUUGCAUACCUUAUCAGAGGACAUUGCAUAAGUUGAAUGAAAGUCAGUGUGUGAACUUACCAAACAAAAUGGCCCGUCGCUACAAUGCUGGAUUAAAACUUAUGGUGCGUGAGCUGAACACAACUCUUGAUGGAGCAACGUUUGUUCUUGCAAAUGUUUAUGAUCUGGUGAUGGAUGUCAUAACAAACUAUACAAAUUAUGGUUUUAUAUCUGCAAGUAAAGCAUGUUGUGGAAAUGGUGAGCUUGGGCUUGGGGCAAUCAUGCCUUGCAGACCGGAUUCUAAAAUGUGUCUGGAUCGCGACAAGUACGUGUUCUGGGAUCUUUACCAUCCUAGUGAGGCUGCAAAUCUUAUCAUUGCCAAUAGAUUGCUUGAUGGAGACACCAAGUAUAUAUCUCCCAUGAGUAUUAGGGAACUUAGAGAUCUCUAGUUAACUGCAUUUUUUGGUGCAUACAGUACAUGUACAUUAGAAAACUAGCUAGAUGUAACUUCUUUUUAAGAAAGUAUAUCUCCCAUGAGUGUUAGCCUAUGAG
Messenger RNA from Daucus carota subsp. sativus, 1506 nucleotides. Its product is annotated as GDSL esterase/lipase At2g23540. Lineage: Eukaryota; Viridiplantae; Streptophyta; Magnoliopsida; Apiales; Apiaceae. Gene Ontology annotation, biological process: lipid metabolic process. Bases 285 to 1403 code for a protein of 372 amino acids. The transcript is spliced from 5 exons. Gene Ontology annotation, molecular function: lipase activity. The record is from RefSeq and is a predicted model, not a curated record.